UAUGCCCAAAUUUAGUCUUAAAAUUUGACAGUGCAGCAUUACUCCUGUGCCUUCCUUCUCCUCUCCGCCAUCAGUAUACUGCUCUUCAGAUCAACGUUACUGUUAUGCGAGUGGUGAACAGUAACAACACGGCCAACGACUGUCUCUAGGGUUUUGUAGCAAUCAGAUAUCCAUCCAUCCAUCCAUCCAUCCAUCCGAGUACCAACUGUGAAGAAACAAAUAUGAAUGGAGAAGACGAAGCUGUUCUACGACAGUUGCAACAAUCUGCAGACUCCCACCCCGAUGACCCCUCCCUCCAUUUUAACCUCGGGGUGUUAUUGUGGGAAAAGGGUGAAAAUUCGAAAGAAAUCAAGGAAAUAGCAGCGGAGCAUUUUGUGAUAUCAGCCAAGCUCAACCCACAGAAUGGCCCUGCUUUUAGAUAUUUGGGUCAUUACUACAGCCGCAUUUCGGUCGACACCCAGAGAGCUCUCAAGUGUUACCAGAGAGCCAUCACCCUCAAUGCCGAUGACUCCGAUUCCGGGGAAGCAAUAUGUGAUUUGCUGGACGGAGGGGGAAAGGAAAGCUUGGAGAUUUCCGUCUGCCGAGAAGCUUCAGAGAAGUCACCUAGGGCCUUUUGGGCAUUUCGGAGACUGGGUUACCUUCAGGUUCAUCAUAAGAAAUGGUCUGAAGCAGUGCAGAGUCUUCAGCAUGCUAUCCGAGGCUAUCCUACCUGUGCUGACUUAUGGGAAGCCCUGGGUCUUGCCUACCAGCGACUGGGCAAGUUGACUGCAGCUAUUAAGUCAUAUGGGCGAGCCACUGAGAUGGAUGACUCAAGAGUUUUUGCAUUAGUUGAAAGUGCAAACAUUUUUUUGAUGCUUGGUUCGUUUAGAAAGGGAAUUGAGCAGUUUCAGCAAGCUUUACAUAUCUCACCUCAAAAUGUAGCUGCACACUAUGGGCUUGCUUUUGGGCUGCUCAGUUUGUCGAAGGAAUGCAUUAAUUCAGGUGCAUUCAGAUGGGGAGCUUCACUGUUAGAGGAGGCUUCUGAGGUUGCAAAAACAAGUACCUGCUUUGCUUGCAAUCUUUCAUCUAUGUGGAAGUUGUGUGGAGAUAUACAGCUUACAUAUGCAAAAUGCUUUCCAUGGAUGGAGGAAGGCCUGAUCUUAGAAAAUGAUGAGAAAGCUUUCAAUGCUUCCAUCCUUUCCUGGAAAAGGACUUGCACUUUAGCUGCAUUAUCUGCCAGUCAUUUCUAUCAGAAGGCUUUGCACUUGGCACCAUGGGAAGCAAAUAUCUAUGUAGACAUUGCUAUCACUUCAGAUCUUAUUUAUUCUUUGAAGGAGAGUUGUAAACAGGAGAUGAAUUGCUGGCAGCUACCUGAGAAGAUGGCCAUCGGGGGCUUACUACUUGAGGGUGACAAUAAUGAGUUCUGGGUGGCUCUGGGAUGCUUAUCUAGUUACACUGCCUUGAAACAACAUGCUUUGAUACGCGGAUUGCAAUUGGAUGUAUCUCUAGCUGUUGCAUGGGCAUACCUUGGGACGCUUUAUAGGAAAGGGGGUAAAAUUAAAUUGGCCCAGCAAGCAUUUGAUCGCGCAAGAAGUAUAGAUCCUUCACUCGCAUUACCGUGGGCAGGCAUGUCUGCUGAUACUUGUGCUAGGGUGCUCACGCCAGACGACGCAUACGAAUGCUGUUUACGGGCUGUACAGAUACUUCCACUUGCAGAAUUCCAAAUUGGUCUUGCAAAGCUUGCUCUCCUUUCUGGUCAUCUUUCAUCUUCACAGGUAUUUGGAGCUGUCAGGCAAUCUUUGCAGCGUGCACCCCACUAUCCUGAAACUCACAAUUUGAAUGGGCUGGUGUUUGAGGCACGAUUUGAUUAUCUUUCUGCUGUUGCCUCUUAUAGGCUAGCACGCUGUGCAAUUAGCUCUUUUUCAGGCAAAGAAUCAAACUCCUAUCUGAGAGAUGUAUCGAUUAAUUUGGCCAGAUCUCUUUGUAUGGCAGGAAAGUCUCUCGAUGCUGUGCAAGAAUGUGAAAAUUUGAAGGAAGAAGGUCUGCUUGAUUCCAAAGGUUUGCAGAUAUAUGCUCUAUCUUUGUGGCAACUUGGAAAAAAUGAUAUGGCUCUUUCCGUAACAAGAAUUCUUGCUGAAAGUGUUUUGUCCACGGAACGAACAUCUGCAAUGUCCUGCAUAACUUUCAUAUUAAGAUUGGUGUACUACGUUUCUGGACAGGAAUCAGCAAUUAGUAACAUUCUAAAAAUGGCCAAGGAAUUAUACCAGAGUCCAAAAAUCGGUUUUGUUGCAUUAGCCAUUCAUGCACUAGAUCAAAGUGAUCGGCUUGAGUCGCUUAUGUCAAGCAGUCAUAGCUCUCUUGCAUCACAUGGGAAUAGUACUGGAAUGCACUUCUUGAUAGCAAUUGGAAAAUUAGUAAAACAUGGAUCUAAAGACUGGCUUGGGAUUCAGGAUGGAGUAAAUCACCUGAGAAAAGCACUUCACAUGUUCCCUAACAGUGUUUUGUUAAGGAAUCUCCUUGGUUACCUUUUGCUAUCCAGUAAAGAAUCGAAAGAUACUCACAUUGCAACUAGGUGCUUCAGCUUAGGGUCAUCUGAUUGUCCGAAGGAAGAGGGCUUGAAAUCUGGUUAUGAGAUCCUUGGUGCCAGAGCAGUUGCUUGCUACACCACUGGGAACUGUGAGACAUUUUCUUUCACAACAUGUAGUUACCAGUGGCCAUGCAGAUUGGGAGCAAUUCAACAACUGCAGAAAUGGUUACAUCAAGAACCAUGGAAUCAUAAUGCAAGGUAUUUGCUCAUACUUAGUUACCUGCAGAAAGCACGGGAGGAGAGAUAUCCUCAACAUCUUUGUGUUGUACUUGAGCGGUUAAUUAGUGUGGCUGUUUCCAAUGAAUUAUUCUCUAAGAAAGACAUGUCUUAUCAAUAUCAAAAGUUCCAGAUUUUACUUUGUGCUUCUGAGAUCAGUUUGCAAGUUGGGGACCACAUUGGCUCUAUCAAGCAGGCUAAAACUGCUUCAGGACUUUCACUUCCAAAUGACUAUCUCUUUUUUGCGCACUUGCAAUUGUGUCGUGCCUAUGCUGCAGAAGCUAAUUUCAUUAGUCUGCGCCAAGAGUAUAUAAGAUGUCUGGAGCUCAAAACUGAUUAUCAUAUUGGCUGGAUAUGUCUUAAAUUCAUUGAAUCUCGAAACAAGCUGCAGACCGAUUCCACUUUAUUGGCAUUGAGCUUUGAGGAGUGCUCCAAAGUGAUCAAGAUUUCGCGGAAUAUGUGGAUGGCUGUAUAUAGCUUGGUGCAGGGUCUGAUUGCUGUUUGGUCCCAGGAUUUUCACAGCGCAGAAGAGUUUCUUGCGAAAGCUUGUUCUUUAGUCACUACUGAGAGCUGCCUCUUUCUUUGUCAUGGUGCCAUCUGUAUGGAGCUUGCCAGGGAGCAGUGUGAUUCACACUUCUUAUCGCUUGCUGUCAGAAGCCUCAAGAAAGCUAAGAAGACUUCUAUUGUUCCCUUACCUUAUGUCUCCAUGUUGUUGGCACAAGCAGAAGCAAGCCUUGGCUCACAAUCAAAGUGGGAGGAAGAACUUCGUGUUGAAUGGUUUUCUUGGCCAUCAGAGAUGAGGCCUGCUGAACUCUUUUUUCAAAUGCAUUUGCUUUCUAGACGCUCUAUUGGUGCUUCUGACUCUUUAUCUGAUGUGGAGUCCUGUCAGAGUUCGAUGAGCUGGAUGCUUCGUGCAAUCCAUUUGAACCCUUCUUGUUCAAGAUAUUGGAAAGCUUUGCAAAAGGUUUUGGACCGUCAUUUAUGCUAAGGCAGCCCAACUAAGAAGAUAUGAGGGGUGGUAGUUCGAUUGUGUGAUUUCCUCGGGUGUAAAAUGAGCUGGAACACUUGGGAAUCUUUUAGACCCCAUUUCUGUAAAUUGUCUCCAGUUUUCCUGUAGUUGAUUUCAAAUUACACUAUGAUAUUAGAGUAUCGAUCAUUGUUAGCCAAGUGUAGGUGUCAGUUGUUGAAAAUUUUAUCAUUUGUUUGUAGCAUUUAAUAGAACACAUUAGUUAGAAGAAUGAUAUUAAUACCUUUAGAUAGUAAUGUAAAGGGAGACGGGUUGAACUGAGUAGCUAAAUAUGACAGUAAUGUUGGUCUGAGAGUUUUCUAUGCUUAAUGAAGCAUGGUGGAACAUGAUUCAUUAUCCUUUGAUGCUUAGGCAGUUCGGUUGUAAUUACCAUUGUAACCUUUAAAUAGGGUUGCUAGGGGCUGCAGUCACCCAAGAGGGAAGGGUGACGUUUUGUAACAGACCUUUUGUCGGACUCCUUUGUACUUUGUGUUGGAGAAAGUGAAAAGGUUAGGAUAUUGUCCUGUAAUCAAG
Ilex paraguariensis (yerba mate) is the source of this 4322-nucleotide messenger RNA. The record is from the annotation of a GenBank genome assembly. NCBI's taxonomy places the organism in Eukaryota, Viridiplantae, Streptophyta, Magnoliopsida, Aquifoliales, Aquifoliaceae.